Monodelphis domestica (gray short-tailed opossum) is the source of this 6190-nucleotide messenger RNA. It is a transcript of the gene ZDHHC23, whose product is annotated as zDHHC palmitoyltransferase 23. Gene Ontology annotation, cellular component: Golgi apparatus; endoplasmic reticulum. Gene Ontology annotation, biological process: protein targeting to membrane; peptidyl-L-cysteine S-palmitoylation. Lineage: Eukaryota; Metazoa; Chordata; Mammalia; Didelphimorphia; Didelphidae. The record is from RefSeq and is a predicted model, not a curated record. Gene Ontology annotation, molecular function: protein-cysteine S-palmitoyltransferase activity.
AGUGGAGGAGGAGGGGGGAUUCCCGACGUCAGGGGGCGGGGCACCCGGAAGCUCCGAGGGCCCUGGAGGAGACGGCGGGGGCGGGGGCGCCGGACUGGAGGCGGAGAAGGCGGCGGCAAAGUCCCGGGUGAACGUCGGAAGCGGCGGCCGCCGCCGCCCGAAGGCUACGCUCGAGUCUGAGCUGGAAGCUGAACCUGAACCUGGGCCGGGUGGGGGCAGCCUGUGGCUGCCAGGUGAGUGGCGGCGGCGGGGACUGGCUCUCAGGCUGCUGCCUCAGUGGGUAGGGACUGGGAGAAGCCAGGAGGAGCCCGUGCCACCGCCGCCACCCCCUCGUCCUGCCUUCUCUCCGGGAAGGAGCCCGGAAUGGCACCCAAGGGGAAUAGGAAGACUGCCAAGAAGAAGAAAGCAGAAGAACCUGAGUUGGAGCCCCUGUGCUGCUGCGAAUACAUAGAUCGCAAUGGAGAAAAGAACCAUCUGGUGGCUAGUUUUUGUGACUGUCAAGAUCUUGAUGAAGGCUGUGAAAGGUGGAUUACAUGCAAAUCCUUGCACCCAGAGACCUUUGAGAGAAUCAUGGACACCAUCUCAGAUCGAUUCCGAAUUCCUUGGCUUAGGGGGGCCAAAAAGGUCAACAUCAGCAUCCUCCCGCCACUGAUCCUCCUGCCAGUUUUUCUCCAUGUAGCUUCUUGGCAUCUCCUCUUGGGCGUUAUCAUUUUGACUUCCCUUCCUGCCCUGGCACUGGGGUACUACUACCUCACCCACCGGAGGAAAGACCGGACCCUGUUUUUCCUGAGCUUGGGGCUAUUCUCCUUGGGCUACAUGUACUAUGUGUUCCUUAAAGAAGUGGCCCCCAAAGGCCGGGUGGGACACGGACAACUGGUUACUCUCACUUGUGGAUUAUGUCUGAUACUCAUAGCCCUACAGCAAGCCAAGAAGAAUCCUGGCUACCUCAGGAGUCCAGAACAAAAUGGCAGCCUUCCAAGCACCAGCCCUGCUGAUUUACAGAACAGAAAAGGGCAGGAGAAAGUAAAAGGAUUUUCUGGAGAUUCACUGGGCAGUGUCAACAAUAGAAUGGUAAAGGAUGACCCUAAGGGCUAUUCUAGGAUAUUAGCGGAGAGCCCCAACAAAGUGAAGGAAGACUGGUGUGCCAAGUGCCAGUUGGUGAGGCCAGCCCGGGCCUGGCAUUGCCGGAUAUGUGGGGUGUGUGUGAGAAGAAUGGAUCAUCACUGUAUCUGCUGUGUUGGAGAAUCCAAUCAUCGAUCAUUCAUCCUUGCACUGUCACUCUUCUUACUCACCUCGGUGUACGGGAUCACUUUAGCCUUGGAUACCAUCUGUAGAGACAGGAGCAUCUUCACAGCUCUUUUCUACUGCCCAGGAGUUUAUGCAAACUACAGCUCGGCCCUGUCCUUCACCUGCGUGUGGUACUCUGUGAUCGUGACGGUGGGCAUGGCCUACAUUUUCCUGAUCCAGCUCAUCAACAUCAGCUACAACGUGACGGAGCGGGAGGUCCAGCGGGCCCUGCGCGAGAAGACGGGCCGCCGGCUCCUCUGCGGGCUGAUCGUGGACCCGGGCCGCUACAACCGCGGCUUCCUGCGCAACUGGCACCAGUUUUCCACCCUGGGCGCACGCUCGCUGCCGCCCCCUGCCGAGGACAUCGUGUAAGGCCCCCGCUGAUCCCGGGGCUCCAUCCCCAGGACGCUUCCUGGCCAAGGGCGGGGAACAAGAGGAAGGUGGAGAGCUCCCUGACCUCCCCAUUCCAAUAUUCCGUUCACAGAGUGAAAGUAGAGCCGUUCCUUUCUGAACACGUCCUCAAUGAGCUCUCUGUUGCCAGGUGGCAGAAAGGGUAGAAACUGCAGCGCAGACAGACAGAAGUGAUUUUGCGCUCUCCAGGAAAGCUGCCUCCCCCUCCCCAGGGAUUUAGGAAGUCCUAGCAAUUCGAGGGGGGCUGCCCUCCCCCAGGGGAGCGUCUCUGUGGCACAUAGCAGUUUUCUAGGGAGAAGCCCCUGGGCGAGGCACUCUCCAAAGCACCAGGCGGCAGCAGGGUAGAAACGCGGAGAAAGAUGGUGAGUGAGCGCUGCAGUCAGUAUUUAAAUCUAGGUGCAGAGCCGUGCGUGCCCAGGGUGGGCCUCUCUCUGCAGAUGUAUCUGUUAAUGUCAACACCACCAAUAAGCAUUCAGGUUUUCCGUGGCUUGCCUGGUCAGGUGUCGGCGUCACGUGAUGAUUUUCACAGGAGGGCAGCGGCCACUUCCUGUGUGGGGAUGACUCCUAUCGAGGGCUUGGUUGUUUUUUCCAUCUAAAUAUCUAAAAGGUCAAUAGUUUCUAGCACUAGGCUGCAGAAUCCAUUUUCACAUUUCAGCUGUUAUUCCAGGACAAACUCCCUUUUGCAAAGUUAGUCGACGUCUUUCCAGUCUACUUAUAUGAUUAUUCUUAAAACCCUCACCUUCUGUCUUAGAAUGGGUACUAAGUACUGGUUCCGAGGCAGAAGAGUGGGAGGGGCCAGGCCAUGGGUUAAGUGCUAGGAAGAGUCUGAGGGCAGCUUUGAACCCAGGACCUCUUAUCUCCAGGCCUGGCUCUCUAUCCAUUGAGCCACCUCGCAGCCCUAACUUACAUAUUGUUUUACAUUCACCCUUUUCACAUCUUCUCAUUUUCUAUAGAAGAAAACAGAGUAUAUGUACUCUUUCCUCUAAUGAAUUACUCCUCUUUCCUGGUUGUUCCCAGAAUGCCUCUAAAUUUUGUGUUCUUACUUGCACUUUAGAAAAUUCAGAUGUAUCCAAAAAAUCGCAUUUCUGCACAAGUUAUAUUCAGUCUUAGAAACAGGAUGGAGAAAUAAGAUGACUCAGUUUGGGGGAGGGAAUAACUCUUGGGAACAUUUGAUGUCGUGGUUAUGGCCUUUUGUAAGCCCAAAGAUAACCAGUAACUCCUUAAAGAUGACUUUGUUUACAGCCAGUGACGGGGAAAAUGCUGCCGCCUUUUUUAGUCUUUCUAUGAAUGUUACUUUAAGAGAGUUCUUACUCUGUCUCCAUAAAUGGCACAUAAUUCAGAAAUAUCAGUACUUCCUGUCACUGUCACCUGCCACUUUCUCUCCCUGGUCUCUCGGUGUUCACCGACAGUUUGAGCGCAUCCGAACAACCAGAUUUCCUACAAGCCUAUGACUUGACUCCUGGUGAGAAGCAGCAUCGUGUGGCAGCUGACUGUAGCAGUUUGUUUAGCAGUGGUAGGACGAGCGCCACUGGGAUGGGUACAGAAAGGUGGCGCUGCGGAAGUCAGAGCUCUGAUUCCCAACUCCACAGCCUCUCCUUGCUUGAGCGCGCCAGCGACGGAAAAGAUGCUUUAUACGUCCUACUGCCGUGCAAGGCUUGAGACCAGGGAUUCUUGUCUGGACAAGUGUUUGAUUUAAAAAAAAAAGAUCUUGUUACAGACCCUUCCCUUCUUGCCAGACGUAUGCUGUAGGACCUUAUUGUAGCUACAAUUUUUAUUUUUUUACUAGUUAUCUUAUCGGAACUAUUAGCUACAAGCAAAAUGCUGGCACGUUUUCCCUCAUUCUUCUACUGUCUUUGUGUGAGGGUGAAAAUGCCCCAAGGCAGGCGUGAUUCAAGUGCUGCGAUCCCUGGCACCCCAACACGAAAGUACUGCGUGUCCUUUCUUCCUCUCUCACGAUGAGAUCACUGUUUAUUGGCUUCAGAGCUUUGGGGAGCUUGAAGCAGCCAUUUCUAAGAGAAGCAAAAAACGUUAAAAUCUAUUCAGGCUGGAGUUGGAGCAGGUAAAAUACCAACAUGCUGGCCGUCUGCAUGUGCCAGUUGAUUAGCCGUUCAGCCACGUCCUCGCUUCAUGACCCCAUUUUGGGGUUUUCUUGUCAAAGAUCCUGGAGUGCCAUUUCCUCCUCCAGCUCAUUUGAGGAGGAAACUGAGGAAACAGGGUUAAGUGACUCGCCCAGGGUCACGCAGCCAGAGUUGACCUUCUGAAGGGGAACGUUCCUGCCGGCUGGCCCCUGGGCUAUCCACUAGGGCAGCUUGCUGCCCAGCAGUGGAGCAUUUACAGCCCUGUCGGUGGGGGCUUCGGCACAUCCCAGGUCCCUCUUCAUCUGGAAGCACGCCCGGGGCCAUUCCUGCUCUGGGUCUGUACGGGAGCUCUUCUCCAGCCUUUUCCCAAGGGCAUGCUCCUGUGAGCCGGCCGGUGCUCGUUACAGUCCCACUGUAUCGAUGACCACCCGGACACUGGGAGGGUGACUGAGGCUGGAGCCAGGAUUUGGAACCAGCUCUUUGACAAUGCACGACCUUCUCCACCGCCUCCAACACUGCCUCUCCCCACCACGACGGCCUCGGCCGGACGCGAGCUUCGGGGCCCCUCGGCGGCCUCCCAGGACGCAGGGGGUCACCCAUGCCGGCUCCCUCAUCCAGCCCCGGGCACGGAAAUCCAACGCGGGACUUCCUGUCCUUUCGCCCAGGGGAGGAAGAGCAGCGUCGGGCGUGCCCGGGUCGCCCCGUUCUGGCCAGGGCUGUGAAAGCGAUGCCCGAUUCGGGGCUCGGAGCUCCUGGACCCCAGGCUGCACGGCGGCCCACGUGAGCUUCAGCUUUCUGGGCCCUUAGCCGUGGGCUUUGGGGGCUUCGCCUUUAACUGCUGAUUGUGUCCUUAACUGUAUUUGGGGUUUCUAAGUCUGCAUCCCACCCCCGACCACUUGGUGAAUGUGACGAACUCCAUCUUCUUUCUCUUGCCAUAUGUAACAGCGGUGCUUUCUCGUUCUGCUCUGAUCGGGCUCCCUCGGAGCCGCUGCCACAAAGAACCGAGUUCCUUUUCCUCUUCCGGCGUCCCAAGGAUGUUAGCGUGGCUGGCCAGGGGAGCCCGGGGUGGGGGUGCGGGGGGGGGUGCCUCCUGCUGCCAGGAAACGCCCUGCCAGGGCUCAGUCUGCUCUGGUGGGGCGGCGAGCACACUUUUUUUUUUUAAAUGCAAUUCAUAAUAGCAAAAAAUUGUGAUUUAGAAGCACAGUUUCUAAUAGGAUGUCUUUCUUUCCUUUCUCCUUCUCUUCUCCUCAAGUAAAAUGGUUUACAUGGUCUUAAUUCACUUUUAGCCAUAAGUUACUCCUUUUUAGAGUCGGAGAACUAGGUAAUUUCACAGGACAAGCAAUGGAUUCUGAAAAGCCUUUCUCUUCAGGUUACUGUUUGAAAUCCAGUUUGCCUUUUUGUGUAUACUAUGUAUAAUGCCUCUCCUUGUAGACACAGUUGGACAAGUGUGCCAUUUUAGGUUAAAAAAAGCAAAAAACAACCCACAAAAGAGUGGGGAAAAGGAAGAUAGCCAUGCCUCACUUAUCCGACUCAAACGCACUCCUGUGUUGUCCACGUUUGCUGUGACUGCUGGGAAACGAGCUGCUGGCUCCAUCUCUCUUCCUAAGGGACCAUCAUCACCAUGGCAGCCCUGUUCCUACUGGACAACCAUCCACCUUGUAGUGGGGACUCCGAGUUCAGCAGUAUUCAGUCAGCAAAUAUUUAUUAGUGCUCCCUGUGUGCCCAGCACCGUGCAAGCACUGCUGUUGUAGCCCCAAGAGGCCAAAGACUAAAUGGUUAACGGAGGGGUGGUGCCUACGGGCAGGCUCUAGGCAUAUUGUGCACAUGUUUUUGCCCAGUUUAGAGAGGCCUUUACUAAUUAAGCGCCUACUCUGUGCAAGGCCCUCCCCUUGUACACCCUAAACCUGUGCCGUGGCACCUUUCCCCUAAAACCAUUUCAUGUUGUAAAGAAGGAAAAAGAAAAGCUUUCCAUCCCGAUAGAGCCCGCGGCGGCGAGUAAAACUGAAGAAAAAGCCACCUCUGGUCCUUUGACGCCCCCGAAAGCCGUGAGCGCAUCUAGCCUGCCCCCAUCCAUUGUGCUCAGACACCCCCUCUGGACAUCGGGAAGCAGAACGGCCUCGCUGGAAGCUGGGGGCGAGCACGGUUUGCACUGCGUGGCUUUUGUUUUGCUUUUACAUACUGAGAUCUUGUCGCCUCAGUGACAGCCUUUAAAGGGCGCUUCUCAGCCUUCUCAUGCCGUGACCCCGGACCAAAAAGGGAUGGUGGGGGCUCCUUCAAAGCUGUCACUGGCUACAGAUUGAGGGCUGAGAACCGCCGCUCCGAAUGAAGGUUCCAAACGAACUGCCAUUUCUGUAAAAUACCGGCGGGCGCCGACCAGUUAUGUACGUGGCAAAUAAAAUGUUCCAAAAGGAAAA